Messenger RNA from Paramisgurnus dabryanus, 750 nucleotides. RefSeq names its product lymphocyte antigen 75-like. NCBI's taxonomy places the organism in Eukaryota, Metazoa, Chordata, Actinopteri, Cypriniformes, Cobitidae. The record is from RefSeq and is a predicted model, not a curated record.
AUGAAGACUACAACUGGUGUGCUCCUUUUUCUGAGUCUCUUUGGACUAAACUCUGGUCUUUUUAGAAGACACUAUCAUGUGAGUAGCUACAUGUUCUGGGAAGAUGCACAGACGUACUGCAGAAACAACUACGAUGACCUAUCCACUGCCAGCGGUCCAGAUUUGAAAGCACUCUCUAAAGUUGUCAAUAUUCGCCCCUAUAAUUAUUGGAUUGGACUUCAUUCAGAUACAUCCCAACACAUUUGGAAGUGGUCUGAAGGUGGGAAAGCCAAAAUUCAGGAUUGGGCCCAUAAAGAACCAAAAAUUUAUUAUGAAAAAUGUGGUUGUGUCCGUACAGAUGAUUCUAAAGUGCGUGAUUGUGAUUGCUAUUGGAGUAUACCAUUUUUUUGUAUGAAUGUCUAUGAGUUGGUCCUGGUGAAACAGGAAAGCACAUGGGAAGAGGCUCUGGACUACUGCAGACAAAACUACCUUGAUCUGGCUAUUCUAUAUUCGGCUGUUGUGAUGACAGAGGCAAAGAAUAACAGCACAAAUGCCCAGACAGACGAACUGUGGACUGGUCUUCGGUUUUUAUCAGGCCGUUGGCUUUGGGUAAAUGGAGAGGAACUUCAAUAUAAGGCCUGGUCUGGGGGGCAAGAGCUCCAGUGUCCUGCCAUGAAUCAGCGCUGUGGAGUUUAUAAUAGACAAGAGAUGGCCUGGAAACCUGAAGACUGUGAAAAGAAGCUCAACUUUCUCUGUGUCAAGAAGGCAUAA